CACACAUUCAACACACCCCUGCCUCUCACGGACUGCCCUCCCCCUCUUCUUUCUCUCUCUCUGUCUCUCUCUCUCUGAAAAUGGAACUCUUCUCUCUCCAAACACUCCUCUUCAUCUCCAUAUUCUCUCUCUACCUCUACCGCAUCUUCCUCCAUCCAAAAGGGCCAAAACCCAAAUCAUCCACCACAACUACCGGCUUCAAAAAAUACCCAUUAGUCGGAAGCCUCCCGGAAUUCCUCCUCAACCGCCAUCGCUUCCUCGACUGGACCACUGCCGUCCUUUCUCGUUGCCCCACCAACUCCGCCGUCUUCCACCGCCCGGGCAACGUCCACGGCAUCAUCACUGCGAACCCCUCCAACGUCGAACACAUGCUCAAGACCCACUUCGAGAAUUACCCAAAAGGCCCUCGGUUCAUCACCCUCCUCCAAGACUUCCUCGGCCGGGGAAUCUUUAACUCCGACGGCGACCUCUGGAAGGUCCAGCGCAAAACCGCCAGUUACGAAUUCAACACCAAGUCGCUCCGGAACUUCGUCAUCCAAACCGUGAGCGUCGAGAUCCAAACCCGGUUAAUCCGGAUCCUCCAAGACUCGGCUCGAACGAACCGGGUCUUGGAUAUGCAGGACGUGUUGGAGCGGUUCGCUUUUGAUAGUAUCUGUAAAGUGGCUUUCAACGUCGACCCGGGUUGUCUCGGUGGAGACGGAACCGCCGGCGGCGAGUUCAUGGCAGCGUUCGACGAGGCGGCGACACUGAGUGCGGGUCGGUUUAUGUAUGCGUUACCGUAUCUGUACAGGAUCAAGAAGUUUUUCAACGUGGGUUCGGAGAUUGGAUUGAGGAAUUCAAUCUCGACCGUUCAUGACUUUGCGGAUAAGAUCAUACGAUCGAGAAUGGAGGAGAGGGCAGAGAGGAAAGACGAAGAUCUACUGUCCCGGUUCAUCGGGACGGAGGAGGACUCGCCGGAGUUUUUGCGAGACAUCGUGAUAAGCUUUAUUCUGGCGGGGCGUGAUACGACGUCGUCAGCUCUGAGUUGGUUCUUUUGGUUGCUGUCAUCAAAACCGGACGUAGAGAAACGUAUACUACAAGAGCUCGAAUCAAUUAGAGUUCAAUACGGUAAAGAAAGAGGAGCUACUUAUAGUUUCGACGAGCUUCGUCGAAUGCAUUAUAUGCAGGCGGCGAUAUCGGAGUCACUGCGGUUAUAUCCGCCGGUGCCGGUGGACACGAAGCUGUGUCAGGACGGCGAUGUGAUGCCGGACGGUACAGUGGUGGGGAAGGGGUGGUUUGUUACGUACCACACCUAUGCCAUGGGGAGGAUGGAGGGCAUUUGGGGAAAAGACUGUUACGAGUUUCGACCGGAACGUUGGAUGGAGAACGGGACGUGUAGGCAAGAGAGUCCGUUCCGUUUUCCGGUUUUUCAUGCCGGUCCGAGGAUGUGUCUCGGGAAGGAUAUGGCGUAUAUUCAGAUGAAGUCGAUUGUAGCAUCAGUUAUGGAGAGGUUUGUGAUUGAUGUACAAGAUAAGGACACAUGUCCCGAACAUUUGUUGUCGUUGACUCUCAGGAUGAAAGGUGGUUUGCCUGUGAAAGUGAAAGAGAGAUGUGUGGAUUGGAUUAAUUGACUUACUUAUUGUAUGUUAGGUUUUGUUACAUGGCAAAACAAGAAUUAUUAUUUGUUUGAUAUAUGUAGUGUUGUUCACCUGUAUGAUUGUAAAACAAAAUCUAUAUACUCAUAUUUAAAAUUAUUAUAUUA
Messenger RNA from Cornus florida, 1741 nucleotides. RefSeq names its product cytochrome P450 CYP94D108. The coding region runs from base 81 to 1610 and encodes 509 amino acids. Gene Ontology annotation, molecular function: monooxygenase activity; iron ion binding; oxidoreductase activity, acting on paired donors, with incorporation or reduction of molecular oxygen. The transcript has 2 exons. The record is from RefSeq and is a predicted model, not a curated record. NCBI's taxonomy places the organism in Eukaryota, Viridiplantae, Streptophyta, Magnoliopsida, Cornales, Cornaceae.